CCAAAAACUAAAGGACAGCACUCAUUAAACUACGCCCUUUGCGUUCUUCAGAGUUUUUUGGACUUUAUAUCUUCAUUCAGAUCCAUCGACCCUUUUUCCGCUAACAAAGCCUCCUAACUGUUUGAUAUCAUCGACAACCAUGUCCAAUCGCCGCACCACGCCCGGCGAAAAGGUAGUUUCUGAGCUUCAAGGAGGUCCAUCGACAGCAGAUCAGGUCUCGGAUACCAGUCCUGCUGUACCGGCCUAUGUCAUUUACAAGCUACUGUUCUUCACGGCCGCUAUGGUCUGUGUGCCAAUCGGGUCUUAUUUUCUGACUCUGAAUGUCAUCUUUCGAGGUAAUGCCUCGUAUGCAGGAGCGUUUGCUGCCAUUAUGGCCAAUGUCGUCUUAGUCGGUUACAUCAUUGCCGCUGUCAGAGAAGACCAGUCUGAAAAAAUCGAGCAAGAAAAGCUCAAGAAAGCACAGUAGCCGCCUGUCAGGACCUGUCAUUCUUUGUGAGGCACCGAUCAAAUUACUAGUGAUUCAACGAACAUCAAAUGUGUGGGGUCACUGGGUUAUAUUCAUGACACUGAGUCCAUCUCGCGUGUGCGCCUAUGGAUAUCUCCUAACCUGUGCAUAUUACCAUCAUGGCACCUCCUGAGUCCUCACCCACCCAGCUCAACAACCGACACCAGGUCAGCCCGCGUCACUAGAACGCGUCGUCGGAAUAUUUCAACUCGUCAUCCACAUUCUCACCAUCUUACAGCUGUCGAUCAUGCCAACAUCUGCAAUAUUACAUCAAGCAUUAAUCGUCAACCAGAGGCUCCAAUGAUGAGCUGUAUAACUGAUGCAAAUCACCCCGUCUUGUUACCAACAAGACAGACAAAAACUCCCAAUCGUGUAUUUCGUGUACGCCGGACAAAGAAUGACCCUUCCCACUCGGUCUUCGACUUUUUCUGCCAACCUAUGAGAUCAGGUGUCACGCUUACUGAACCUGCGCUUGAUCCAACUCUGUCGCUUAGCUGGUGGAGGAGGUGGAGCAUCGCUCUGGACGGUGCCGGGGCUGUUCAGGGGGAUCGGGGUCCGAGUGCUGGGUGAUCCAUACUGGUCGCCAUACAUGGAGGGACUCUGCACCGCAUCUGGUCCAUAUGGAUUGCCAGACGAGUAAGGGACAUGCUGAGAUUGACCAAAAGAAGGCUGAUUGAAUCGUGUGUCGUUGUUGAAACAGUUGUACUCGUCAGGCUUGCGGAGAUGGUGUAGUUGAUCAUUGGAACUGUUUUGUGAACUGGGGUUGGUGGAUUUGCUGUUGUCAUCCGAUCCUGAAGUAGCGGUUUCGUACGAAUGCUGGUAUGAGUGGGCCGACGUCGGGCUGUCAUGGUUUGCAAACUGCGCUGGCGUUCCAUAACCGUUCUGAUAGCCUUGAG
Molecule: messenger RNA, 1401 nt
Organism: Exophiala mesophila
Lineage: Eukaryota; Fungi; Ascomycota; Eurotiomycetes; Chaetothyriales; Herpotrichiellaceae
Exons: 3
Coding region: 140-466 (108 amino acids)
Biological process (GO): vacuolar proton-transporting V-type ATPase complex assembly
Cellular component (GO): endoplasmic reticulum membrane
Source: RefSeq, a predicted model, not a curated record